Pseudovirgaria hyperparasitica is the source of this 1785-nucleotide messenger RNA. RefSeq lists its product as uncharacterized. Lineage: Eukaryota; Fungi; Ascomycota; Dothideomycetes; Acrospermales; Acrospermaceae. The record is from RefSeq and is a predicted model, not a curated record. The transcript is spliced from 6 exons. Gene Ontology annotation, cellular component: lipid droplet. The coding region runs from base 1 to 1785 and encodes 594 amino acids.
AUGGCUAUUCAACACGAUGAUGUGAGCAUGAUUAAGUCAGCGGCCUUGGACCCAUCCGGGCCGCCACCUCUCUCCGCGGCUUUCCUGAUCAAGUUCGAUCUAAAGAUUGGCUAUACCAUUACUUGGAAACGGAGCGCGCCUGGUGUACCGCUUGAUGGCUCGGUCGAGUUCAAAUCGCUUCCUUCUGGCCUGCACGGAGUGAAAGAGGAUCUGGUAUACUUUGUUGAAGACCAGUAUGCCGGGCUUAGCGCUUUUGUGAAUGCGCCGGCAGGGGAGGAAGAGCGAAAUGCAGCACUGGUUGCAGUCGGGAUCCUUAUUCCGUUGAGUAACGGCAAUGCUAGACUUGGCAGAGGCUGGUUGCAUGCUCAGCGACUCCGCGACAUGGCUCGCAUCUUGGCGCACGAUUGUUUACGAACAGACAUUCUCGAACAAUUUUGGGAGGAACACAAGGCGUAUGUCGAGGACGAAGCACAUGUUACAGAGAUAUCUAAUGGGAGUCUUGGAAACACUUCGCCAAAACAGCAUAGCCGAAGACGAGCGUUAUCGAACCUGAUCAACGUCAUUACUGACGACAAGACACUUCCUUUAUUUCACCCUGCUUUGUCUAUGAUGGAAUUUGUGGACACUUUUGGGCCCCUCAUAUUUCCUCUGUGGAGAGUAGCAUUGCUAAGGAAACGGAUAGUGCUCAUGACGGCUCCACCUGUAAAGCGAGCAUGCGAGUUUGUCUUUGAUAUAUCUAUACUUUCCAACAUGCCUUCGUCUCUCUCAGAAUUACUCUCGCAAGAUACAGAAAGACUGCAGAGGAUACGACCUCUUUUUCAGAUUGGCAUUCAUGACAUACCGUUACUAGAGAGAGAGGCUACAGCGAUAAGGGAAGCCAUGAGAGAGCGGCCAGCAGAUGAAGGUGACCACACCUACGGACCGUUUGGAUUCCUCGCAUGCACAACCGACGAAAUACUUGCGCUGAAGAAAGAGCUGUACGAUAUUAUGGUUGAGUUGCCUCCGGUUUCCGAACACGUACCAGAACAAAGAGGGUGGCCGAUAAUCAGGACAGCUGAUGGCUCUGUUAUCAAGGCUACGCAACGAGAUCUUCGUCGGUGGAACUUACUUCACAGUGAAUUUACCAAGAUCCGCGAUUCAGUAACGACAUAUGAAGAUGGCGACGAUGAUGAAAAUGAUAGCGAAGACCCCGAAGACGAUUACUCACGCUCAAUUCUUCAGUCUGCCACAUCAAGAGAAUCAUCAAUGGACGACCCUGGCUAUGAUGAAAAUCUGAUCGAACCUAUGACCUGGAGUCAGUUAGCCUACUCCGGUUUCAUGUGGUGGGCAUCAGCUGGUGAACACGAUACUGCUUUAGCCGAAGAAGACGAGAAAGAAAGGCACAUUAUAGGACAUCUCGUGGACCAUGUACCAAUGAAGCCUGGAAUCACUCGUGCCAAUAGCAAUGGCAAAUCGAGGAGCAUUUCUUCCAGUCAUGCAGGUAUACAUGCUGAGGAUGCUGGCCUUCAUACUGGGAUCAUCGCGUACUUCCAUCGUCUUACAGGUCAGUUGGUAUCAACACUUGUGGACAUCAUUGAGGACGCAGAUGAGAACACAACGGGUGAGAGUGAAGUGGACGAUAAAGAGGUAAUUCACAUUGGUACAGACGACAUUGGACGCAUGGGAUUGGAUGUUUGGAGUACCAAUAGUGUGGAAUUCGUGUCGGACGUUGCCAGAAUGUACUUCGGACGCGAGGUUGUUGUGCAUGGCGGCAGCGUCGAAUGCUGUGGUUUGAGGGUCUGCUAA